Messenger RNA from Sparassis crispa, 498 nucleotides. RefSeq lists its product as hypothetical. The transcript has 2 exons. Bases 1 to 498 code for a protein of 165 amino acids. The record is from RefSeq and is a predicted model, not a curated record. Lineage: Eukaryota; Fungi; Basidiomycota; Agaricomycetes; Polyporales; Sparassidaceae.
AUGUUCCUACACUUCUCUCCCCUAACCACAUUAGCUCCUCGCGGUUCUCUCCUUGUGGACGCGAUCCACCAGCUGCGGACUUCGCUGCGUGUCCUGCCGAUCCCGGCUAGCAGCUUCUCGAGUGGUCACACUAUCAUUACUGAUCCAGACUCCCAGCCGGGCAGCAGUGGAAGCACACCUGCGGUGCUCCUGGUGGUCAAAAUUUUCCUUUGUGGUCGCGAUCCACGUUCCCCCGUUCACGCUACCGUUGCGCGGUCCGUGCGUGGCCUGGAUGGUCCUCUGCACAAUCGCCAACCUCUAUCGAUUGAGCCCCGCGUCGUGCUCACGCUUCUUCCUGUCAUCUCAGAUUGCGGGCCGCCCAGCGAUUUCCUCUCCCGCGAGCUCAUCUAUAAAUUCCGCGACUCCAGACGGCGCGCGAGCGCCCGCGAAGCAACUCUAAUUCUCCGUGGCCGCCUCCCUUCUCCCGCCAUGCGUCUACAUGGCCCUCCGUGCUUCUAG